AUACAGUAGAUUUGGCCUAUAUAUAGCUAUAUAUAUAUAUUAGUAGUGGCGAAAUGGCUGCUGUCAACAGAGGCCAUCAUCAUGCAGGUGUCUUGUACAUCAUAGAACGUCCUGCAGCUGAAGGGUUCCCUGAGGUUCUCAGGAUCCUCGACGACGGCGACGAUGAAGGUAAAGCUCUCCCGAUUUACAUCUCUGAUGAUGACGAGGAAGCGGAGAAUGUUUUUGUCUUUGCAGGCGAUGACCCCGCAGAAGCAGACGUUGACAUUCGUGAGGAAGCUUCCUUUGAUAAUGAUGAAGAGGCUAAUGAGGAUGAUGAAGAUGACGAAGAAACAGACGACAGCGACAACUGGUCUGUAUCCAGCGCUGAUUCUGGAUAUGACAGCCUGGAGGAGGAGGAAGAGGAGGAGGAGGAAGAAGAUGUUGGUGAUGGGCCAGGUGGUCAUCGGGGUGAUGAUGAUGAUGAAUAUGAGUUUGAAUUUUAUGAUUAUGUGAUGAACUAUAGGCCUCCUCGCUUGUGGGACCUACCACCACAACUUCAGCCACUAAACGGCCAACCUCCACAGGAGCCGGAUCAGCAUCAGCAACCUCACCAGCAUCAAGGAGGCAUCAGGGAGGAGGACAACUGUGGAGAGCCAACUCUCUCAGCCUCCUGCCCUCUCUCCUCCGCAAAGAGGAGCAGGGAGCAGGGCGACGAGGAGCCCGAUCCUGCUAAAAGGCUCAGGAGGAGUUACGAGGGAAGCCUCAGAGAAAAGGAGAACUUUAAAGAGACCACUACCUCAACUUCUGGCCUCAGUUCCUCCACAAAGAGGAGCAGGGAGGAAAGCGACGAGGAGCCGGAUCCUGCUAAAAGGCCCAGGAGGAGUUACGAGGGAAGCCUCAGAGAAGAAGAGACCUUUUUAAGAAACAACUGUCUCAACUUCUGCCCCCAGUUCCUCUACAAAGAGGAGUGGGGAGGGAUACCUGGAGGUCUUUGCAGGACUGACAAUCCAUCUGAAAACAGCUGGUGGCUGGAUUUUUCUUUGUAGCAGUGAGGGCUGGCCUUUGCGUCUGGCAGGGCUGGCAGCACCUUAAAUGGUGUCUUGCACCAGGGCCUAACUGUGUCCAGUGACCUGAUUUUAGUUUUGUAACUUUUCAGAGAUGUCUUUUGCAUCUGGCAGGACUUUUGUAACCUUAAAGGCUGGCUUGUUUGCAGCAAUGCCCUAGGUAGCGUCUUGCACCAGGGCCUGUUUUAGUUUGUAAUAUGUAGAGGUGUCCUGAAUAAGAACAUCCAGCAGGGUGGAGCUCUUUGCCUAAGUCCUGGAGUUGUAAGAAGAGCCUCAUAGAGAAGGACAGCUCUGUAAAGCUGACUCCCACCACUUCCUGCCCUAGCUCCUCCACAAAGAGGAGCAGUGAGGAGGGCGACGAGGAGAGGGAUCCUGUUAAGAGGCAGAGGAGGAGUUGUGGGGAAAGCCUCACAGAGGAGCAAUGCUCUGAAGAUCUCUGUCAACUUCUUGCCUCAACUUCUCCACAAAUACGAGUGGGGAGGUAUACCUGGAGGUCUUCACUUAGAGGCCAAGGUGGUAAAAUGACAGAGACUCAGAUCAGGAUUUCAGCCCUGUAUGCAGCAGGACUGACCAUCCAUCUGGAAACAGUCCCAUCUGGUGGCUGGAUUUUUCUCUGUAUCAGUGAGGGGCUGGCUUUCGCGUCUGGCAUCGUCCUGUAGCGUCUUGCACCAGGGCCUGACUGUAUACAGUGACUACGUUUUAGUUUUGUAACUUUUAAGGUGUCUUUUGCGUCUGGCAGGAUUUUUUUUAACAUUAACGCCUGGCUGGUUUGCUUGAUUUGAGGGCUACAGGGAGGUCUUGACUAAGAUGCCCAGGUGGCAAAAUGACAGAGACUCAGAUCAGGAUUUCACAUCUGGUUGCUGGAUUUUUCUUUGUAGCGCUAUGGGCUGGCCUUUGGCAGGGCUAGCAGUACCCUAGGUAGCGUCUUGCACCAGGACCUGACUGUAUCCAGACCUGAUUUUAGUUUAACCUUAGUCUUGAGGGCUGUUGUUUGAGUCAAGCAGAGAUGGUGAAACCCCAGAUAGUCUUGCUGUCGAACGCCCUAGAUUUAAUAUAAUAUAUAAAUAUAUACACAUUGUACACUAGAAUUAUAAAUAGCAUAUCUAAUAUUAGAAUUAUUAUACAUGAUAAUAAUGAUGUUACGGUCAAAUGGUACAUGUAGUCAUUUGUCCUAUUGAUUGGUUGCUGACAUCAACAGGGUUGGUCUUAUCUCAUAUUUUAGAUAGAUAUUUUUAAAGAUAAUUUUUUAGGCAUUUAUUUGACAGGACAGCUGAAGACAUGAAAGGGGGGAAUGACAUGCAGCAAAGGGCCACAGGUCGGAGUCAAACCCGGGCCCCAGAUAGAUAUUUUUAGACAGAUGUUUAUUGUCUGGUUGGGGGGAUUUGUUUUCACAGUCUGUUACAUGCACAUGGGCAAUAUACAGGGACAAAUACAUGGGUAUUGUGAGGGGACACAAAGUGCUCUGAGCUCACGGAUGACAUGUAAUUUCUGCUGGAUAUCGGUGUGUAUUGAUCAAAGCCGAGAUUAUUGUCUGAAGUGAGUACAAGGUAUUUCAAUUUAUUGACAUGUUCCAGCCGUCCAGGGUACAAGCAGCCGAAAUGGGUUUCCUCAGGAGAGUGGCUGGCGUCUCCCUUAGA
Perca flavescens (yellow perch) is the source of this 2680-nucleotide messenger RNA. RefSeq names its product sarcoplasmic reticulum histidine-rich calcium-binding protein-like. The record is from RefSeq and is a predicted model, not a curated record. The transcript has 2 exons. The coding region runs from base 54 to 1025 and encodes 323 amino acids. NCBI's taxonomy places the organism in Eukaryota, Metazoa, Chordata, Actinopteri, Perciformes, Percidae.